Messenger RNA from Dovyalis caffra, 393 nucleotides. The record is from the annotation of a GenBank genome assembly. Lineage: Eukaryota; Viridiplantae; Streptophyta; Magnoliopsida; Malpighiales; Salicaceae.
AUGGCUCCCUCCGAUGACUGCAGAGUAGAGUAUGCUGAUGAUCAAGAUGAGUCUUAUCAGCCAAUAUUAAAUGACAAACGUUCAUUCUCCGGGGAGCCAGUGAGUACUGAACUCGAAGAGAUAUUAUCGAACAUGGAAUUAUCCCACCCUACGCGAAUCCUAAGAGCCACAAUUCUUGAGCUGAGAAUCCUCUUUCGUUUAGCAGGGCCAGCCAUUGUGGUUUACUUGCUCAAUUUUCUUGUUUCAAUAGCCACCCAAAUUUUUUGUGGUCAUCUUGGCAAUCUUGAACUUGCUGCCGCCUCCCUUGGCAAUACUGGUGUCCAGGUUUUUGUCUUUGGCGUUAUGGUAUGGUCUCAAAACUUACGCUCCAAAUUCGAUUUAAAGAAAUGGUAG